Molecule: messenger RNA, 1005 nt
Organism: Dentiscutata heterogama
Lineage: Eukaryota; Fungi; Glomeromycota; Glomeromycetes; Diversisporales; Gigasporaceae
Source: the annotation of a GenBank genome assembly
AUGGAAGGUAACGAUGCAAUACUCGCAAAGAAACUACAAGAAGAAGAAUAUAAUUUUAUCAACGAGGAUGUCAAUUCUUUAGCUCUGGCACGUCAGCUGCAAGCCGAAGAAGACUUGGAUAAUAACGAAAAUCCUGAAGAUCCAAAUCCUGAUAUUCAUGGCCUCUUUAUCGCUUUCGAUCAACAAUACUUUUGGGGAAGCUUGAAAAGUGUUGAGGUUAGAUGGUCAAACAAAAUGACUUUGGUAUGGUGUGCUGGGUUAUGUUAUUAUCAAUCAGGUGGUUAUUGUAGUAUAAGGUUAAGCGAGCCAUUAUUGAAAUUUCGAACUCGUCAGGAUAUGAUUGAAACAUUAUUACACGAAAUGAUUCAUGCUUAUCUAUUUGUAACGAAAAAUUAUAAAGAUCAUAAUGCACACGGUCCUGAAUUCCUUAAACACAUGGAACGUAUAAACGCUGCUGCUGGAACAAAAAUAACCGUGUAUCAUAAUUUUCGUGAUGAAGGUCCAUGCCAGUUUAAACCGCCUUAUUUUGGAAUUGUGCAACGAGCUAUGAAUAGGCCUCCACAGCCUGCUGAUAGUUGGUGGGAAAAACACAAACAAUCAUGUGGUGGUAAUUAUCAUAAGAUUGCUGAACCUCAAAAAGAGGAAAAGAAUCAAGUAACGAAAGUUCGAAGACGUAAACUUGAUAAUGCUAGUGGUAGUAAUACAUCAUUAGAUAAAUGGUUCCGUAAAGAUGUUGAUAAAGAGAAAUCUCAAGGUCCAAAGUUCAAGAGACGAUGUACCGAUGUCGAUAAUGUACAUGAAAAUAAUAAUCAAUUAACUGAUUUUAAAGAUGACUCUAAUGAAAAAGGUGACUCUAUAAAUAAAUCCUCUUCAACCUCUCAUAUAUCGAAUACUGUUCAGUGCCCAAUUUGUGGAAAUAGUACGAUCGAUAAUUCAGCAAUUAAUGAUCAUAUUGAUUUAUGUAUUUGGGCAUCUGAAAAUGGUGAACAAUUGCCAAUUACGUAA